Messenger RNA from Acanthisitta chloris (rifleman), 1165 nucleotides. RefSeq names its product proteasomal ATPase-associated factor 1 (gene PAAF1). Lineage: Eukaryota; Metazoa; Chordata; Aves; Passeriformes; Acanthisittidae. The record is from RefSeq and is a predicted model, not a curated record. The transcript is spliced from 10 exons. Gene Ontology annotation, molecular function: protein binding. The annotation marks the transcript as partial.
GAGGGUUUGGGGGCCGUGUGGGCUGGGAGGGGGUGAGCUGAGUGUGCCCUGGUUGACAGCUACUCUCCCCACAGGGAAGCCCACCCUGUAUGGCAGUGUGACCCGGCGCGGCCUCAGCUCCCAGGGCGUCCCUGACAUCGCUGCCUCCGAGGGCUUCCUGGUCGGGGAGGUCACCAAGAAAAGCAUUCUCAUCUCUUGUCCUCAUGAAAAUGUGUCCACAAAGUUCCUGGCCCCGUACACAACUUUCAGUAGGAUUCAUCAGAAAAGUAUUACCUGUCUUGAUAUUUCCAGUGGUGGAGGACUUGGUGUGUCUACUAGCACAGAUGGGACCAUGAAAAUCUGGCAGGCUGCAAAUGGGGAAAUAAGAAGACUAUUGGAAGGCCAUGUGUAUGAUGUGAAUUGUUGCAGGUUUUUCCCUUCGGGCCUCGUGGUGCUGAGUGGGGGAAUGGAUGCUCAGCUAAAGAUUUGGUCAGCAGAAGAUGCCAGCUGUGUGGUCACAUUUAAAGGUCACAAAGGAGGUAUUUUGGACACUGCCAUUGUGGAUCGGGGCAGGAAUGUCCUCUCCUGCUCCAGGGAUGGCACUGCCCGUCUCUGGGACUGUGGGAAAUCCUCCUGUCUGGGUGUCAUCGCUGACUGUGGCUCUCCCAUCAACGGCAUUGCUGUGGGCACUGCUGACAACUCACUCAACCUGGGGACGCCUGAGAAAGCUCUUAGUGACCGUGAGGUCGGGACAGAAGGGAAAAUCCUGCUCCUGGCUCAAGAAGACAAGAAGCUUCAAGGAGUGGGACUGCAGAGCAGGCAGCCGGUGUUCCUCUUUGUUGGAUCUGAUGCAUUCAACUGCUGCACAUUCCUCUCCAGCACCUAUGUCCUAGCAGGGACUCAGGAUGGGAAUAUCUAUCAGCUGGAUGUGAGAAACACAAAUGCUCCAAUCCAGGUCAUCCACCGAUCAGGAGCACCAGUGCUUUGCCUGCUCCCAUACAGAGAUGGAUUUAUUGCUAGCCAAGGUGAUGGCACCUGCUUCAUCGUUCAGCAAGACCUUGAUUAUGUCCUGGAUCUCACCGAGGCUGACUGUGACCCUGUGUACAAGGUGGCUUCUUGGGAGAAGGAAAUUUACACAUGCUGCAGAGGUGGGAUAGUGAGGAGGUACCAACUUUCUGACCUUUAA